GCGUAUAGAUGGAUAAUUGAUUCAAGAGAUGAGGCAACAGAAAAAAGACUUGACAAAAUGAGAGAUCCCUUUUCUGCUUUUAGGUGUCACACUAUUAUGAAUUGUACCAGAACAUGCCCAAAGGGGCUGAAUCCUGGAAGAGCUAUUGCUGAAGUUAAAAAAUUGUUGGGUGGGGCAGCAAAGAAAGAAGAACCCGGACUUCAAACGAAUGCACUACAGAAUUAAUUCCCCAACGAUUUGUCUUUGGUUCGUGUCUAUUCCCCAAAUCAUGGAGAAUAUGCACGUUCAUACAUACAGAAAUCGUAUUUGAGACAGUCUUUUAGAAAAAGUAUAUAAAAUGUUUCACUGCUACUCGUUAGUAAUAAUAAUAAACUUUAUUCAACUAAA
Molecule: messenger RNA, 387 nt
Organism: Leptinotarsa decemlineata (Colorado potato beetle)
Lineage: Eukaryota; Metazoa; Arthropoda; Insecta; Coleoptera; Chrysomelidae
Gene: SdhB
Product: succinate dehydrogenase [ubiquinone] iron-sulfur subunit, mitochondrial
Biological process (GO): aerobic respiration; respiratory electron transport chain; tricarboxylic acid cycle
Cellular component (GO): mitochondrial membrane
Molecular function (GO): oxidoreductase activity; 2 iron, 2 sulfur cluster binding; electron transfer activity
Source: RefSeq, a predicted model, not a curated record